AUGCUACGAUGGCUCGCGGCUGAGUCAGCGACCAAGAAGGAAUGGAUGUGCCUGGUGGGAUCUGUGAGAUCAUGCACGCGAACCAGGGAUCUCGCGGAGGGAAGACGAAUUCACGAGCAAAUUCUCACCAGCCGGUUUGCGCAGGACAAGCAGCUGAGCAAUCUCCUUCUCCACAUGUAUGGGCGAUGCGGCAGCGUCGACGAUGCGCGCUCGCUCUUCCAGCAGCUAGACAACCCAAGCGUCUGUGCGUGGAACACGAUGAUCCAUCUCCUUGCACAGAACAGACAUCUGGGGGAAGCGCUGGCGAGCUUCCAGGGUAUGCCGGAGAGGGACGUUAUCUCGUGGAAUACCAUGGUUACCGCAUUUCACCAACAUGGGCAUUUGGAGAAGGCUACAGAGAUCUUUCACAAGACCCCGCAGUGGGAUCUAAGCGCCUGGAAUUGCCUUGUGUCGGCAAAAGCUAACGCUGGCCUCGUGGACGAGGCUUCGUGGCUCUUCCAAGUCAUGCCCGAGAGGAACAUCCAGUCGUGGAACGUUAUCAUGCACGGGCUUGCCCAGUUUGGUCAUCUUGACGAGGCCAGCGUGGCGUUCCACCUGGCGCCCGAGUGGGACGUGGUCUCAUGGACGUCCCUGCUGGCGGCAUACGUGGAGGAGGACCGGCUUGACGAGGCGAAGGCCAUGUUUGACGCCAUGCCGCAGCGAAAUGUGGUGACAUGGAACGCGCUCAUCCACGGCUAUGCCGUCAACGGUCAAUACGAGCGGUCAAUGGGGGUCGCGUGGCGGAUGCCCCAGCGGGACUGGCGUACGUGGCAGGUGAUGAUACAGGCCUACGGCGAGUGCGGGGACGUGAGACGGGCGGAGCUGGCAUUUGCGUCCGCCCGGCAGGAGCGAUCGCUCACAAACGCCAUGUUCCACGCGUAUGCCCUGAACGGGCAUCUGGACAAGGCCAAGACGGCGUUUGACAGCAUGGCCUACAAGGACGUAGUGGCGUGGACCGCAAUGCUGACGGCGUAUGCCCAAAAGGGGCAUACCCAGGAGAUGAAGCUCGCCUUUUCAAGAAUCCCCAAGUGGAGCGUCCCUUCGUGCAACGUGAUCUUACAAGCGUACGCCGAGCGCAGGCAACUGAGCGAGGCAGUGGACACAUUCCACGGAAUGCCUGAGCGGGAUGUGGUGUCGUGGACGGCGCUGCUCAUGAUCUACGCCCAGAGCAAGCUCCUGGAAGAGGCUAAGAGAACGUUCCUGCUCAUGCCGUGGAGGACCGUCAUCUCGUGGACGGGCAUGGUGUCGGCGUAUGCCCACCACGGGAUCCUUUCCGAGGCGAGGCAAGCGUUCGAGGCCAUGCCGUGGAAGAACCUCGUGUCAUGGAACGUCGUCCUCGAGGCGUAUGCCCGAAACGUCUGGGGCUGCAGAGAGGCGCUGGCGCUCUUCCACGUCAUGAAUCUUGAGGGCAUGGUUCCGGACGAGGCGAGCUUCACGUCCAUCUUGGCCGCGUGUGCUCACAUCGGAGUUGUGUCCGAGGCCUGCGGCUACUUGCGACUGAUGAACGAGUACUCGGACCUCCGCCCCGCGAGGGGACACUACAAUUGCAUCGUGGAUCUGCUGGGCCGGACGGGGGAACUGGCGGCGGCGGAGGGGGUGAUCGCCGCCAUGCCGGUGCCUCCUGAUGCGGUCUCAUGGAGGAGCUUGCUGGGAGCUUGCAGGAACCACGGUGACAGCGAUCGCGGCGGCCGCGCGGCGGCGCGUGUGGUGGAGCUCGACGACGAGGACACCGCGGUGUAUUCGCUGCUGUCCGAGUUGAUCUGGCAGGGAGAUCGAGAGGGAGUAGCGAUGGAUUGGAUCACUUUCUCUCUUUGA
This is a messenger RNA of Selaginella moellendorffii, 1854 nucleotides long. Its product is annotated as pentatricopeptide repeat-containing protein At4g02750. The record is from RefSeq and is a predicted model, not a curated record. The transcript is spliced from 2 exons. Gene Ontology annotation, biological process: RNA modification. Gene Ontology annotation, molecular function: RNA binding; protein binding. Lineage: Eukaryota; Viridiplantae; Streptophyta; Lycopodiopsida; Selaginellales; Selaginellaceae. The coding region runs from base 1 to 1854 and encodes 617 amino acids.